Molecule: messenger RNA, 918 nt
Organism: Paracoccidioides brasiliensis Pb18
Exons: 4
Coding region: 1-918 (305 amino acids)
Cellular component (GO): cytoplasm
Molecular function (GO): aldehyde-lyase activity
Source: RefSeq, a predicted model, not a curated record
AUGCAAGCUGCCAAUCGUCUCCAGACAGCUCUUCGAACGGGCCGGGGGGUGUCGUUCGGCGCAUGGCAGAUGCUCCCUGGCAUCAACCAUGCGCAGAUAAUGGCUAGGAGUGGCUUUGAUUGGAUUUGCAUUGAUACAGAGCACGGGAACAUUGCAGGUAAAGAAUCGAUGAAAAAGGAAAACAUUGGAACUGAGGGGAUCCUCGCAAUAUGCGAUACAGUUAAAUGUUUCUUCAGAGAUGGGGUUGGGUAUAUGCUGCUGAAUUCGGCUGAUGAUGAGUUAUUUGCUAUUAUAGAUGCCCAAAUGCACGAAUCUGUUGCUGCAAUUGCCGCGACGGGUGUCAGUCCUGUCGUACGGAUUGUUGCCAACGAGUCAUGGAUGGUUAAGCGUGCAUUGGAUGCGGGAGCUCAUGGAAUUAUCGUACCCCUCCUUUACACGGUAGAAGACGCGAAGGCGCUGGUUGAAUCAGCCAAGUUCCCUCCCGUGGGCAAAAGGGGUUUUGGAAGUCCCUUUUCUAUGACCUCGUUUGGAUCUAUAUCCCAGACAGAUUAUUUGUUUCAGGCGAACGACGCUUUGCUUACAAUUGUUCAAAUAGAAACUAAGGAGGCUUUUGAAAAUGUUGAGGAGAUUGCAAAGGUGCCAGGGGUUGACGUGCUACUGGUCGGUCCAUGGGACCUGGGAAAUAAUAUUGGCAGACCCGUUACAGGUGAUUUCCAUCCCGAUCUGGUCGCUGCAAUUGAGAGGAUUCGCAAGGCGGCUAUCGGCAACGGCAAAAGGGCUGGUAUUUUUUGUGUAUCUGGGGAGUCCGCAAAGAAAUAUGCAGAGCAAGGUUUCCAGAUGAUUUCCGUGAUUGCCGACGUCACUGCUCUUUCUACACAGUUGACCAGCUCAUUAAAAACCGCUAGAGAUGGCUUGUGA